Molecule: messenger RNA, 542 nt
Organism: Helianthus annuus (common sunflower)
Lineage: Eukaryota; Viridiplantae; Streptophyta; Magnoliopsida; Asterales; Asteraceae
Product: protein DOWNY MILDEW RESISTANCE 6-like
Exons: 2
Coding region: 42-449 (135 amino acids)
Source: RefSeq, a predicted model, not a curated record
AUGUUGGAAAUUACUGUAUAGCGGUAUGCGAAUUGGGGAGGAUGAUACUUGAAUCCAUAUCGGAAAGUUUAGGUUUAGAAAAAGAGCGACUAAAUACGAUAUUAGGCGAGCAAGGACAACAUAUGGCCAUCAACUAUUAUCCACUGUGCCCUGAACCUGAGUUAACUUAUGGGUUGCCUGGUCACACUGAUCCUAAUGCACUCACCAUGCUCCUUCAAGACACGCUUGUCUCUGGAUUACAAGUUCAAAAAGAUGGCAAAUGGGUAGCGGUUAAACCACACCCUAACGCGUUUGUCAUCAACAUUGGCGACCAACUAGAGGCGUUGAUUAAUGGUGAAUACAAGAGUGCGUGGCAUCGAGCUGUAGUCAACUCAGAUCAUUCAUAUCUCUACGGUCUAUAUAGAGAUAUGUUGGCUACCUGGUCGGGGGUUAAGGGAAUGGUUUGGUAAGGUUUUUGCCUUGUUCAGUGUAUAGAUCCUGCAAGGACCUGAGUCAAACUUACUAGGACCUCUUUCAAUACCCACAUAAACAAUUGAAAAUAA